Trichoderma gamsii is the source of this 2106-nucleotide messenger RNA. RefSeq lists its product as hypothetical. The record is from RefSeq and is a predicted model, not a curated record. The transcript has a single exon. The coding region runs from base 1 to 2106 and encodes 701 amino acids. NCBI's taxonomy places the organism in Eukaryota, Fungi, Ascomycota, Sordariomycetes, Hypocreales, Hypocreaceae.
AUGGAAGAUCCCUGGGGUUCGCCGUGGGCUGCAGACUCUCCUGCAAAGAUAGAGCUCCCAGCCGCGCCCCAGAAUGCGCAUUUCUCUGCCGACAGUCUCUUCCCUCGACGCAACUCUCGGUCGCCUGCACCGUCACGAUCGCCCGGAUUUGAAGACGACGAUGCUUGGGGUGGAUGGAAUGGCGGUGGUGCCGCCGACGGCAGCGCCAGCGGCAAGGAGAGUCCCGGUUGGGGGAGAAGUCCUGGGCUGAAGCCGUUGCAGAUGGCGCCGUCAGUGAGGUCCUUGUCGCCGGAUCCCUGGAAAGAGGUGGCUUUACAAAGAUUGGACACGACGACGCUGGAGAAGGAAGAAAGAGAGUCACGAGCGAGGAGAGCUUCUGAGACGUCCGGGGACGGUCGAGUUGUGGACUCUGCAAUCAGCCUUGGAGAGGGACAUCAAUUGCAGAGAGAGGAUAUUUUGAAGAGCGGUAUUCCGGCUGUAUUGCCGUCAUUGGAUGUUGAUGCCACUGAGGAUGCCUGGGGUGUUGAGGUGGCGCCGGAAGCGCCGGCUCCAGAGGGGAUCCCUGCCAUUCAGCUUGAAGAACCUGACUCGUUUCCGGAUGUCGAGAUACCAGUGCUUGACGUGAAGCAGGAGGAGCAUGAUAAAGAGCCUGGUGAACAGCUGUUUAUAGCUGAUGAGCCCGAUCAGAAAGAGGAUGCAAUUAGUAUCCCAAAUGGCGUUGAUACGAAGGAGGAGCAGCCAACCGCAGCUGUACAAGCGGUUGAUGAUGCUACCGUUGUUCCAGAGCCGGAAGGUGAACAGCUUCCGCCGCCCAUAAAAACCGAGACGGCUACAGAACCUCAGCACCAGCCGCAGGAAUCGCAAGAUGAGAUUCCCGAGUCUCCAGCUGUAAGCGAGACCAAAGAACUGAAAUCGCCAUCUUCUACUUCACAGUUUCAACCAGCUGAGCAAGAUACACCUUGGGUCUUGAAAGAUCUGGGUAUAUCAUACAACGUCGAUCUUACCAAGCUUGACGACUUGUUUCCGUCGACGCCUGCUAUUGCGGUUGAAGCAGAACUUGUUCCGGAUGUUAUCAUAGAUGACACAUUUGCUUCUAACAGCGAGCGCAAGGCGUGGUACCGAAUUUCUCGAUUUGGAUCAAAGAGGAAGCAUGAUUUGGGGGACGAUGAUAAUUAUGUACGAGUCGGCUGGUCCGGAUCACAGAUUCGAGAUCGUACUACUCAGACCGUGAGGAGAUGGAUGGAAGAAGACUCCAUCACUGGGCGUGUGGUCUUGGGUAGACGGCUGGGCGGAUCUGGCGCAGUCAUGUUCAACUGGAACUCGACAGCCCCUGUAGAAAUCGGAGAGUUUCUGGGAAGGCAUUCGAGAAACUCGUCCAUGACCGUGAAGUCUGCCGCUCCAUCGCCUACUGCAUCGUCUUUUGGCUGGGCGAGCAGUGUUCCUUCCUCACCAGCGGUUGCCAGACAUCCCUUGGCAAAUGAGUUUCAAAAUCCAAAUAAGCGAGAAGCCCAAUCGCCUAAAGAACCAAAAGAGCCGAAAAUCGACUCUGCUCGACACUCAUUGGCGCUUGAGCCGCCGCCUCUUCAUACUCGGGGGCAUAUUCCCACACCUAUCAAGAUCCCACCCACUCUACCCGUAAGCCAAGACGAAGAUGGCGACGACGACUGGGGCGAGAUGAUGGCCGCUACACCGAUUGAUUCGCCAUCUUUUACUGAGGAUGAGAGGGGGUUCAAUAGCAACAGCAAUCGUAGCAGUAUUGAUCCCCAGUCUGCUUUACAGUUUGAAACGGUAUUCGAUAGUGCCAAAAUCGCAUCGCCAAAGAUUGAGAAAGCCAGCAAGCGACCCUUGUCUUGGCAUCUGGGGCAGACGCUUGCCAAGCCCUUUAAACGAGGAGCCAAGACGCCUUCGACACCACUGUUCCCGAGCCCGUUGUCUAAACCGAUGACGCCGCCUCAGGGCAUACCUACUCGCCAUGCACAUACGAUGUCUGCCGGCGCGUCACCUAUGCAGUAUUCGCCGGCCAGGCUGAGUCUGAGUGCUGAAGAUGAGGAAACCGUGGCUAAACUCUUACGGGAUAUACCGGAUCUUACGUAUAUGCUACGGUGA